Camelina sativa (false flax) is the source of this 1064-nucleotide messenger RNA. The record is from RefSeq and is a predicted model, not a curated record. Lineage: Eukaryota; Viridiplantae; Streptophyta; Magnoliopsida; Brassicales; Brassicaceae.
AUGAAUGGUUUCAGAGAGUUUCAGCGCCAAAGUUUACAACAAUUACGUCCAAAUUUUUUCGACCUAGAUANCCAAGAUGAUUACGAAGAAUUUGAUAAUGCUGUCAAGAUAUUUGAAUCGUUGGAGCUUCCGAGUGACACAGAUUUUUAUUGGGCUUGCAUUCAUGCAUUUAAAGAAGAAAGAUUUUGGCGUAAGUACUUUAUUGAUCGAGCUGAAAGAACCACAGAAGAUAAGUUGCGCUUUUUACAAGCUUUAACAGGAUACACACGGAACAACGAAUUUGUGGGAAAGCGGUUAGUCUCCGGGCAAAAUGGUGGAAGUCCUAAUCCAAGCAACUUUACUUUUGGUAGUCCAUCUGGUCGUAAUAAUUCAUGGGGUCAAAAUUCUGGUGGCCAAUGGGUCCGAGUUUUCCACAAUGGGGUCCAAGUUUUCAACAAUGGGGCACACCUCAAAAUGCACCACAAUGGGGUUCUAAUUUUCAACAAUGGAGUAUACCUCCAAAUGCUCCGCAUUGGGGUACACCUCCAAAUGCUCCGCAGUGGGGUACACCUCCAAAUGCUCUGCAGUGGGGUACACCUCCAACUGGACCACAAUGGAGAACGGAACAAAAUGCGCCUCAAUGGACUUCACCACCAAGUACUCAACAAUGGGGUUCAUCACAAAAUGCUCCACAAUGUAUUCCUCCAACAAAUGUGCAACAUGGAUUCUCACUAGGUACAUAAGUAGAGACUACAAGAAAUGCUCAACAAGGAGUUUCUCAAGGAGUAGAAGUACCCUCUUUCGAUAACGGUUUUAGAGGAGUUUCACCAGAAUAUGAUUUCACGAAUUAUGCAUCAGGAGGGCAAACAUCACGAUCACGUAGACGAGGAGGAUUAUUCAACAUUUGGGGAAAUAAAGAAGGACCAAAUUUAAAUGAAAAUCAGCAAAGUGAUUCAGGAUCUGAUGAUUAGUUAUACCAUUUGUACUUUAUUGUUAAAAGUUAUGUUAUGUUUUUAUUAUUAUUGAAUAAUGUAAUCUUCAUCAAUUUAAUUUAGUUUUAUGUUAUCUUUAUAAAAUUUCAGGCA